AUGAGGGUCCUGGCCUGCCUCCUUGUGGCUCUGAUGGGGACCCAGGCUGUUGAGCGGCUGCGUCUGGCCGACGGGCCCCACGGGUGCGCCGGCCGCCUGGAGGUGUGGCAUGGCGGGCGCUGGGGCACUGUGUGUGACGACGGCUGGGACCUGCGGGACGCCGCCGUGGCCUGCCGGGAGCUGGGCUGCGGGGGUGCGCUGGCCGCCCCUGGGGGCGCCUUCUUCGGGGAGGGCGCAGGCCCCGUGUGGCUGAGUGAACUGGCCUGCCGGGGCGGGGAGCGGCAGCUGGGCCUCUGCCCCCACCGGGGCUGGAAGGCUCACAUCUGCUCACACGAGGAGGACGCGGGGGUCGUCUGUGCAGGCCAGCGUGGGAUGGACUCCAGGGACCGCGACGACCCACCUUCAGUCCUGGAUGGGGACCCCUGGCCGGGGCUGGCAGGGGAGCUGAGCCCCAGCUCUGAGGAGCCCCCGGUGACGCCUGCCCCCCACCCAGCUGGGACCUCCCAGAACGGCUCCCGGAAGAAGAGCCCCCGGCCACCCAAGCUAGCCAAGUCCACCAGGGCCCCAGUGCUGACUGCUGGAGCCCCCCGCCAGGAGCGGCUGCGCCUGGUCUCCGGACCCCACGGGUGCGCCGGCCGCCUGGAGGUGUGGCACGGCGGGCGCUGGGGCACCGUGUGCGAUGACGGCUGGGACCUGCGGGACGCCGCCGUGGCCUGCCGGGAGCUGGGCUGCGGGGGCGCGCUGGCCGCCCCCGGGGGGGCCCGGUUCGGCCCGGGCGCGGGGCCCGUGUGGAUGGACGACGUGGGGUGCGGAGGCGGAGAGCAGACCCUAAGAGACUGUCCCCGAAGCCCGUGGGGCCGGAGUAACUGCGACCACAGUGAGGACGCGGGACUAGUAUGCACCGGCCCGGCCCCCCGGCUGCGUCUGGCCGACGGGCCCCACGGGUGCGCCGGCCGCCUGGAGGUGUGGCAUGGUGGGCGCUGGGGCACCGUGUGUGAUGACGGCUGGGACCUGCGGGACGCCGCUGUGGCCUGCCGGGAGCUGGGCUGCGGGGGCGCACUGGCCGCCCCUGGGGGUGCCUUCUUCGGGGAGGGCGCGGGGCCCAUCCUGCUGGAUGACCUGCGCUGUCGGGGGAACGAGACGGCUUUGCGGUUCUGUCCGGCACGGCCCUGGGGCCAGCACGACUGUCACCACCGGGAGGACGCCGGGGCCGUGUGUGACGGUAUGCCUCUCGGGUAUGUCCCUCCCACGGCCCCAGCAGUGGGCAGCAACAGCUCGGGGCCCAGGGGGGCCGCAUCCAGGCCCCCACCCCCCAUGGCGAGCCAGGCCCCGCGGAUGCCCGGAGUCUCAGCUCCGCCCGCCCUCCCGACCGCCCUUCAGGAGCCUGGGCCGGACGCCGGGUCCCCCCAGCUACGCCUGGUGGCGGGGCCCAGCAGGUGCUCGGGCCGGCUGGAGGUGUGGCAUGCCGGACGCUGGGGCACCGUGUGUGACGAUGGCUGGGACCUGCGUGACGCGGCCGUGGUCUGCCGGGAGUUGGGCUGUGGGGGGCCGCGGCAACCGGACCCCACCGCUGGCCGCUUCGGCUGGGGCGCCGGCCCCAUCUGGCUGGAUGAUGUGAAGUGCGCAGGGACUGAGGCUGCCCUCACCGACUGCCCCGCCGCUCCCUGGGGGAAGCACAACUGUGCCCACAACGAGGACGUUGGAGUCACCUGCACAGGAACCCCCGGCCUGGACUCCAUCUCAGACCCCUUCAGUUGGAGCUGGAUCCCCAGCCUGGGCAGAGACCCAGAUGCCUGGCUCCCAGGGGAGCUGGCCACCAAGCCCUCUGCAAGGCGGACCCCCAGCAUCCCCGAGAAAACCACCACCAAGGCCCCAGGGAAGAUGCCCAAAAGCACCAAGAAGUGGGUGACCAAGAACGCAAAGAGACCGACCACUCAGCCCCUGGUGAUGCCAACCACUAAGCACUCCAGGGUCCCGGGCACCCAGAGUCCCCCAGAACUGACUUCACGGACCACCACCUCCAGCACCCCGGCCACAGGGGCCUCCCGAAGACCCAUUUCCGAGUUUACCACCAGGCUGACCACAGAGGCCCCCCACAGGCUGACCUCGCACACCAUCGCGACUCGGACUUCUCGAGCCCCCCGGGAACGGACCUCUAAGACUGUGGCGACACCCACCACCCAGGGCCCCCGAUUGGUGACCUCCAAGGCCACCACGGAGCCAUCCGCUGAGCUCCCAGGACAAGGUUCUCCAGAGUCAUCCACGGACCCGGCGCCCUCCCCCACCAGCGCAGCAGGUGAGCAGAGGAAUGAGAAGGGUGAGGCUGGCCCCUGGGGACCCCCGCUGACCCCUCCUGAUCCGGGCCUCCCACCAGCAGGCCCGUUCCGGGUUCGCCUGGCGGACGGGCCCAACCGGUGUGCCGGGCGGCUGGAGGUGUGGCAUGCCGGACGCUGGGGGACGGUCUGUGAUGACGGCUGGGACCUGCGGGACGGCAUGGUGGCCUGCUGGGAGCUGGGUUGCGGGAGGAUCCGGCCUCGAGUGGGCAAAACCCACUACGGCCCCGGCACCGGGCCCAUCUGGCUGGACGACGUGGGCUGCAAGGGCAGUGAAUCCUCGCUGAGCGACUGCCCCGCCCGGGCGUGGGGACAGCACAACUGCGACCACGAGGAGGACGUGGGGCUCACCUGCACCGGCUACGCAGACGAGGAGGACUAUCCCCCCUGGACCUGGGACCCCACCUCAGGGGAGGACCUGGCCAAGGGGACCACUGCUGCAGGGGUGCCCGGACACACCCUCUCCCGGGAAACAACGGGGAGCCCAGGGGCCCCCGCCCCAGCAACGAGGCGCCUUCCGAGCACAGGUGACAAGGGUUGUCGUGAGCCUUCCCAGACGGGGGACACACCUUCAGGAGAAGUGCCGGCCAAGGAGACCCCCACUGCAGCCACGCCUGGCCCCCCUGGCACCACCAGGAGCUCAGGCCACCCCUCUCUAGCUCCCCGGCUCCGUGGGGACACAGGCUCCCCGAGGAGACCGUGGCCAGAGCGCCGGCUGCGGCCCACGACGGCCAGGACCGCGCCCGCCGCCCCUUCACCAGCCCCCUCCGCUGCGCCGGGGUCCGCCAGACCUCCGCUGACGUCCGCCUCAGCACCGCCGCUCACCCGCACGGCGGCCUCAACUCCAGAGGCUACCCCUGACGCGCCCUCCGCGGUGCCGCCCAGCCCGGCCGCGGCCUCUCGGGGGAGCACCCACCGCACCUCGACGAGCCCCAGCCUUACCGGGCCCUCCCCUGACGCCGCCGCGGCUCCCGCGCCGACCUCUGGGCUUUCGCCCACCCCACCGCCCACCGCGCCCAAGGAGCUCACCUCAGACCCCUCUGCGCCGGCGGCGGCGACCCGCCUCUCCCCUACCUCAGGGCUGAUCCCGGAGCUGGACAGAGCCCCAGGCCGGGGCACGUCUCCACAGCCCAGCUCAGUUCCAGAACCUUCCAGUUCCCCAGACCGAUCCACAGGGCCUCACCCCACCACGGCCCCGUACUCCACCAUGACCUCUUACCCCACCACGGCCCCGUACUCCACCACGGCCCCGUACUCUACCAUGACCUCUCACUCCGCAGUGACCUCUCACCCCACCACGGCCCCGUACUCCUCCAUGAUCUCUCACCCUGCAGUGACCUCUCACCCCACCACCGUCCAGUACUCCACCAUGACCUCUCACCCUGCAGUGACCUCUCACCCCACCACGGCCCCGUACUCCACCAUGACCUCUCACCCCGCAGUGACCUCCCACCCCACCACGGCCCCGUACUUCACCAUGACCUCUCACCCCGCAGCGACCUCUCACCCCACCACCAUCCAGUACUCCACCAUGGCCUCUCACCCCGCAGCGACCUCUCACCCCACUACUACCCUUUACCCCACCGCAACCCCUCGCGCCACCACAACCCCUCACCCCACCACAACCCCUCACCCUACAGUGACCUCUCACCCCACUACUGCCCUUUACCCCACCUCAACUCCUCACGCCACCACGACCCCUUAUCCCACCACCACUCCCCAGUCUACCUCAACCUCUCACCCCACCGCGACCUUUCACCCCAUCAUGACCCCUCACCCUGCCACCACCCCUCACCCCACCACAACCCCUCACGCCGCCACAACCCCUCACCCCACCACGACCCCUCACCCCACCACGACCCCUCACCCUGCCACAACCCCUCACCUCACUACCACUACUUACCGCUCCAUGACACCUGACCUCACCUCAGCCCCUGUGGUCACUGCCAAGUCUGUUCUAACUUCCUUGGAAACAGAACCUCCCUCUCCCUCUCCAGUGAAGCCCAGCCUGCACCCCCAGUUGACCUUCACGCGGCCCCAUCGCCCCUCCACAUCUCCAGCCUCGGAGUCUAGCCUGUCUCCUGUCCCAGGCAUGGAUAUACUGUCCACUGAGAACUUCAAGCCAGCCACAAGCCAGAGCCCCCAAGUAACCUCUCCACCUACCCAGACUCCACACUCAGCCCCUGACUCCACUGUGACCCCUGUGGGGUCAUCUGGGGACCAUCUGACUCCUAUGGCCCACCCCUUGGAUCAGCCGCCCCCUGACCACCUCUCCCUCGGGCCAGCUCCCAGUCCGAGCUCAGGCCCUCUGGGCCCCUGUGAGGUCCCAGUGCCACCUGUGAGGGUCAUGGCUUGUGAGCCGCCUGCUCUGGUAGAGCUGGUGGCCGCUGUGAGGGACGUGGGCAGCCAGCUGCAGAGGCUGAACCAGGCCCUGGAGCGAGAUCAACAGGAGCGCCGAGCCCUGGGACUGGGCUUGACCCAGCUGGUGGAGGCCGCCCAGGGUCUGGGGCAGCUGGGUGAGGUUGUGAAGAGACUGGCAGAGGUGGCCUGGCCCCCCACCACACCUGUCCCAACCACUACCACCCCUGAGUGGGAAGAGAGGCCUCUGCGGGGAGAUGUGUGA
Molecule: messenger RNA, 4956 nt
Organism: Rangifer tarandus platyrhynchus (Svalbard reindeer)
Lineage: Eukaryota; Metazoa; Chordata; Mammalia; Artiodactyla; Cervidae
Source: the annotation of a GenBank genome assembly